Messenger RNA from Sebastes umbrosus (honeycomb rockfish), 2795 nucleotides. Its product is annotated as gamma-aminobutyric acid receptor subunit gamma-3-like. The record is from RefSeq and is a predicted model, not a curated record. The transcript has 10 exons. Gene Ontology annotation, biological process: gamma-aminobutyric acid signaling pathway; synaptic transmission, GABAergic; regulation of postsynaptic membrane potential. The coding region runs from base 223 to 1686 and encodes 487 amino acids. Lineage: Eukaryota; Metazoa; Chordata; Actinopteri; Perciformes; Sebastidae. Gene Ontology annotation, molecular function: transmitter-gated monoatomic ion channel activity involved in regulation of postsynaptic membrane potential; GABA-A receptor activity; GABA-gated chloride ion channel activity. Gene Ontology annotation, cellular component: dendrite membrane; postsynapse; neuron projection.
GAGGAGGGCGCUGCUGGAUCCCGUCCAUUCAGCUCCACAUCCGCUGGACUGAUCACAUUGAUUGAUCAUCUGGUGCGUCCCAGGAGGAACCCCCCUGCUGCGGAGCUUGGGAGGAGGAAAGGAAAGGGGGGUGAAAAGGAAAAAGGACCGCUGUGUGGUGGUCGCUGGAUGACACGCAGAAGAAAGUGUGUGGGCGGAUGAGGAAGUUCAGAGCACGGAUUGAUGGUCACACACCUACAGUGCACUUUAUCGCAGCAGCAAGCAGCAAGCAGCAGCUCAGCAGCAGCAUACCACCAAAUUUCCUGUGAUUCGGAGGGUGAUGCAUGCAUGGGAAUAAUGACAAUCAAGUUCAUCCUCUUCAUACUUCUCGUUCAGGCUGCUAGUUCUGAUCUACUGGAUUAUGGCGCCGACGAUGAAGAUCCCAACGACACCACUGUCACUCAGAUGCUGGUCCCCAGGUCGCACCAGGAGGAUGCCACACUCAUACUCAACAAUUUGCUCAAGGAAUACGACAAGACGCUGCGGCCGGAUAUUGGAGUGAAACCUACAGUCAUCGAUGUGGGCAUAUAUGUCAACAGCAUUGGGCCUGUGUCGUCCAUCGAUAUGGAGUACCAGAUCGAUAUUAUCUUCGCCCAGACCUGGGUGGACACCCGUCUGCGGUACAACAGCAGCGGCAACAUGCGGCUAACCCUCAACAGCAACAUGGUUGGCUUGAUCUGGCUGCCCGACACCAUCUUCAGGAAUUCCAAGAACGCCGACUCCCACUGGAUAACGACGCCCAAUCAGCUGCUCCGGAUCUGGAACAAUGGGAAAGUGCUCUACACGCUGAGGAUGACCAUCAACGCAGAAUGCCAGCUGCAACUCCAUAAUUUCCCAAUGGACGAGCACUCCUGUCCGCUCGUCUUCUCCAGCUACGGCUACCCGCGAGACGAGAUCAUAUACAAGUGGAGCCGCAACUCGGUGGAGACUUCGGACCAGAAAUACUGGAGGCUUUACCAGUUUGACUUCAUGGGGCUCAGAAAUGACACAGACGUGCUCAAAACGACAGCAGGUGACUAUGUGGUGAUGAGCGUGCACUUUGACCUCAGCAGAAGGAUGGGCUACUUCACCAUCCAGACCUACAUCCCCUGUAUCCUCACUGUGGUCCUCUCCUGGGUCUCCUUCUGGAUCAAGAGCGACGCCACGCCCGCAAGGACGGCACUGGGUAUCACCACGGUGCUGACCAUGACCACCCUGAGCACAGUGGCCAGGAACUCGCUGCCUAGAGUGUCCUACGUGACCGCCAUGGACCUGUUUGUCACCGUCUGCUUCCUGUUCGUCUUCGCUGCCAUGAUCGAGUACGCCAUGCUCAACUACUGCUCCUACACUCCUAUACGCAGACCCCCCGUCAAGACGCAGAGAAUGGCCUACUCAUCUUUCAACAUGACUCACACUCCUCGGUCCAUGAUGCCCAUGGGCAACUCCCUCUUCUGGCAGGACUACGACGACAACUGCCUGUACGAGUGCCUGGACGGGAAAGACUGCAAGAGCUUCUUCUGCUGCUACGAGGAGUGUAAAGAAGGCGGCUGGAGGAGAGGACGCAUUCACGUCAACAUCCGCGAGCUGGACGCCUACUCUCGGGUCUUCUUCCCCACCUCCUUCUUGCUCUUCAACAUAGUCUACUGGGUCAGCUACCUCUACCUCUAGUCGGUCCCGCGGGCCCUUGCUGAAAAACAGUCCCCCCGCCACUUUGCACCGCGGCUCGUGAUUUAAGGUCAAAACUAAGCGUGGAGGAGGAAAUAAGGUGGAUACGCUCUGUUGGAAUUGUGAAAGACGUGGUGCCUCUGGAGGAGAUGCACGUGCGCCGUAGUGCACAGUGUAAAGGCCGUGACACUUUGAGGCAGUGGCACUCCUAAGGAGAAUAAAACGCAGUACAACAACAAGCCGCCAGCAUCAACUUGAAUGGAUCGGUCCCGCUUAUGACUCAGAAACCAAACAACGGAGACGUUCGGGGACAGGGGGUUGCAUUGCUGACAUCUUGGUCAUCGAGAUGGCGAAGCACCCAUAGUGCCUUCUUUAGAAAGGGUGCGGCACCGAGAGACUUCAGAGUUCCCUCCAUUAUCUUUAUUACCUCAUCCACCACACCGCCGCAUGCCGAGCUGUCUAUUCUUUAACGGAAAACCCGGAACAACACCACUGGAGAUGUUUCAAAACUCAUUCAUUUUGUAGCACACUAGUUUUAGUUGUACCCUACUUCUACGUUCUAAUAAUAGCAACCUUUUCUUAUUAUUAUUAUUAGAAUUAGUUGUAUUUUCACAGCGAGUCAACCAGCUCACCCAUCAGCUGUUAAUUGUUGAAUACGAGUUAGUGUCGGGGGAUAGGGGGGGCAGUGGUUGUCUGGUAAAAUCUCGUUUCUUAAGUCAGUGAGCUUUUUGUUCAUGAUGCUUUACGACCAAGCGAUGCAGUUUACAGUAAAUGCCAAGAAGAUUUGGGUGUUUUAUAAUAAAUGCUGGGUUACAUUCUUACACACACACACAACAUGUUGAAGAAUUGCAUACGGAUCUAAUGCUAAACAUGCUAAUCUCAUCCACGGGCAUAUUAUGUAUGUUACAGUACAUGAAUAGACAGAUUAGGGUUAGAGCAGUGCCGGUUUCUUCCUGACAGCAGCUAUAUCAAAACAGUCUCACGUUUUAUUUCACACGCUUUCUAUCCUUGUUUAUACUGAUUUUUGUUUUAUUAUAAACAGGGCCUGUGGAUCGCCUUCGUUUAAAGGAAAAGUUCAGCAUUUUGCGAAAUAUACCAAAUUCUCAAAUAGU